This is a messenger RNA of Patiria miniata (bat star), 3984 nucleotides long. Its product is annotated as coatomer subunit alpha-like. Gene Ontology annotation, biological process: retrograde vesicle-mediated transport, Golgi to endoplasmic reticulum; intra-Golgi vesicle-mediated transport; endoplasmic reticulum to Golgi vesicle-mediated transport. The coding region runs from base 151 to 3819 and encodes 1222 amino acids. The record is from RefSeq and is a predicted model, not a curated record. Gene Ontology annotation, molecular function: structural molecule activity; protein binding. NCBI's taxonomy places the organism in Eukaryota, Metazoa, Echinodermata, Asteroidea, Valvatida, Asterinidae. The transcript has 28 exons. Gene Ontology annotation, cellular component: COPI vesicle coat.
CAUAGGGUACCAGUGGCCGGUCUUCGUAUGCAAAAGUGACGUGGCCACACGCGAAACCUAUGUGUGGAGGCGCAUUUUCGGGGAAAAUGUUGUGAUUUCUUACUGAAUUUCAUCUGUCUUGAAAGUUGAAGAGAAAGAAGAAAGAAAAGAAUGCUGACCAAGUUUGAAACCAAAUCAGCCAGGGUGAAAGGCCUGUGCUUUCACCCGAAUCGUCCCUGGAUCCUGACAAGUCUCCAUAAUGGAACCAUCCAACUCUGGGAUUACCGCAUGUGCACCAUGCUGGAGAAAUUUGACGAACAUGACGGUCCGGUUCGUGGGAUAGGAUUCCAUCAGCAGCAACCUCUCUUCGUCUCGGGCGGGGAUGACUACAAGAUCAAAGUCUGGAACUACAAGCUCAAGAGAUGCCUGUUCACGCUCCUUGGCCAUUUGGAUUACAUCCGCACUGCCUCCUUCCAUCAUGAAUAUCCAUGGAUACUGAGUGCAUCCGAUGACCAGACCAUACGAAUCUGGAACUGGCAAUCCAGAAACUGCAUCCACGUCCUGACAGGUCACAACCAUUACGUCAUGUGCGCCAACUUCCACCCAAGCGAAGACCUGGUUGUUUCUGCCUCACUGGAUCAAACCGUUAGAGUCUGGGAUAUUGGAGGUCUGCGUAAGAAGAACGUUGCCCCAGGACCAGGCGGAAUAGAGGACCACGUCAAGUCUACCAUGACCCCUGACCUCUUUGGAACUGCUGAUGCUGUCGUCAAGCACGUCUUGGAGGGUCACGAUCGUGGCGUCAACUGGGCCUGUUUCCAUCCCACAAUGCCCCUGAUUGUAUCAGCUGCUGACGACCGUUACGUCAAACUUUGGAGAAUGAAUGAUGCAAAGGCCUGGGAGGUUGACACCUGCCGAGGUCACUACAACAAUGUGUCCUGCGUGACCUUUCACCCUCGGCAAGAGCUGAUCCUGAGCAACUCGGAAGACAAGAGCAUUCGCGUCUGGGACAUGUCCAAGAGGACCUGCUUGCAAACAUUCCGUCGUGAUCAUGAUCGUUUCUGGGUCAUCACUCCCCACCCAACCCUCAACCUGUUUGCUGCUGGUCAUGACAGCGGCAUGAUCGUCUUCAAGUUGGAGCGAGAGCGGCCAGCCUAUGCAGUCCACGGCAACCUCCUGUUCUACGUCAAGGAGCGCUACCUGCGUCGACUGGACUUCAACACGUCCAAGGACGUUGCCAUCAUGCAGCUACGCGGAGGCAGCAAGAGCCCAGUCUACAGCAUGGCCUACAAUCCUGCCGAGAACGCCGUUCUCAUCUGCACUCGUGCCAACAACAUUGACAACAGCACCUAUGAUCUGUACCAGGUUCCGAAGGAUGUCGACAAGCAGAACCCUGAUGCGCCUGAAGGCAAGAGAUCUUCAGGUCUCACUGCUACCUGGGUCGCCAGGAACCGAUUUGCUGUUAUGGAUAGGACCCAUGCUGUCAUCAUAAAAAAUCUGAAGAAUGAAGUGACUAAGAAAGUCCAGACGCCAACUUGCGACGAGAUCAUGUACGCCGGCACCGGCAUGCUGCUUCUGCGAGACAACGACACCGUCACCAUGUUUGACGUGCAGCAGAAACGCUCAGUGGGCUCGGUGCGCAUAUCCAAAGUGCGGUAUGCGGUCUGGUCCACCGACAUGUCGCAUGUGGCUCUGCUUGGAAAACACACUCUUGGCAUCUGCAACCGUAAGCUGGACAGCCUGUGCACCAUCCACGAGAACAUCCGCGUCAAGAGCGGAGCUUGGGACGAGAGCGGCGUCUUCAUCUACACGACAAGCAACCACAUCAAAUAUGCCAUCAGCAACGGAGACCACGGCAUCAUCCGCACCCUGGACGUCCCCAUCUACAUCACCCGUGUCAAAGGUCAAAACGUCUACUGCCUGGACCGCGACUGUCGCCCUCGUAUCCUGAACAUCGACCCGACCGAGUACAAGUUCAAACUGGCGUUGAUCCACCGCAAGUAUGACGAAGUGCUGCAUAUGGUGCGCACCGCUAAGCUAGUUGGCCAGUCUAUCAUUGCCUACCUACAGAAGAAGGGAUACCCAGAGGUUGCCUUGCACUUUGUUAAGGACGAGAAGACGCGCUUUGCCCUGGCCCUGGAGUGCGGCAACAUCGAGGUGGCCUUGGAGGCCGCCAGAGCCCUGGACGACAAGAAUUGCUGGGAGAAGCUUGGCGAGGCGGCGCUCUUACAGGGCAACCACCAGGUGGUGGAGAUGGCUUACCAACGCACCAAGAACUUUGACAAGCUGGCGUUCCUGUAUCUCAUCACCGGCAACCUGGAGAAACUACGCAAGAUGAUGAAGAUUGCUGAGAUUCGUAAGGACACCAGUGGUCAGUACCAGUGUGCCAUGUAUCUCGGUGACGUCCAGGAACGGGUCAAGAUUCUCAGAGCUUGCGGACAGAAGGCCCUUGCCUAUCUGACUGCAGCGACCCACGGAUUGACUGAGGAAGCUGAGGAACUGAAGGAAGGAUUUGAUGAGAACGAAAAGGUUCCGGAGGUGAACCCCAACGCGGCCCUCCUGCAGCCCCCGCCCCCCAUCAUGCAGUCAGAAGACAACUGGCCCCUACUGACCAUGUCCAAGGGGUUCUUUGAAGGGGCCAUGUCCAGGGGGAAGGGCGGGGCUUCCAUGGUUGCCGAGGUGGAAAUGGAGGCGGAAGAAGACGGCGGAUGGGGCGAGGAUGCCGAACUCGUCUUGGAUGGCGGUGAUGAGUUUGGGGAUGAGGUUGCAAUUGGUGGUGGCGAUGACGAGGAUGGAGGUUGGGACGUCGGAGACGAUGACCUGGAGCUUCCUGCUGACCUGGAGAUAUCUGGAGGACCAAUGGCAGGAGCAGGGGAGGAUGGGUAUUUCCUGCCUCCAACCAAGGGCACCAGCCAAGCCACGGUCUGGUGCAACAACUCUUCCCUACCGGUGGACCACAUACUCGCUGGCUCCUUUGAGACUGCUACAAGGCUCUUGCAUGAGCAAGUUGGUGUGGUAGACUUUACCCCAUACAAGCAACUGUUCAUGCAGACCCACGCCAGGGCGCGGACGUCUUAUCUUGGCCUGCCUGCCCUCCCACCCCUCAUGGGCUACCCUCAUCGCAACUGGAGGGAAGCCGGGGCCCGUGCUGGUCAGGCCGCGGUCGGCAUGAAGCUCAGUCAUCUCGUCCAGAGACUACAGGCAGCCUAUCAGCUGACCAUGCAGGGCAAGUUUGCUCCGGCCGCUGAACGCUUCAGGACCAUUCUACUCAGCGUCCCGCUACUGGUGGUGGACAACAAGCAGGAAAUUGCUGAGGCUCAGCAACUGAUCAGCAUCUGUCGUGAGUACAUCCUGGGUCUCUCCAUGGAGAUCUUCCGCAAGGAGCAACCCAAGAGCUCCCUGGAGGAACAGAAGAGAAACUGCGAGCUGGCAGCCUACUUCACUCACUGCAACCUGCAGCCUAUCCAUCAAGUCUUGACGCUGCGUACCGCUCUCAACCUCUUCUUCAAGCUCAAGAACUUCAAGACGGCCGCAUCCUUCGCUCGCCGACUACUGGAACUUGGACCCAAGCCAGAGGUUGCCGCUCAGACACGAAAGAUCCUCAUUGCUUGCGAGAAGAACCUGACCGACGCCCACAAGCUGAACUACGAUGAACACAACCCAUUUGACAUAUGCGGGGCCACUUACAAGCCAAUCUACAGGGGAAAGCCAGUUGAGAAGUGCCCGCUGAGCGGCACCUGCUACCUGCCGGAGUUCAAGGGGUCAAUCUGUCGCAUCACCCAGGUCACGGAGAUCGGGAAAGAUUGUCUAGGGCUCAGGAUAAGCCCAAUACAAUUCCGUUGAGUAGUCAAGAAGAAUUACCGAUACAGCAACACAAGAAUUGUGACGUCAAGAAGCGCUUGUAAUUUCUCUAGUAGCCAUUUUGUGCUUGUUGAAUAUUUACGGUCGUGAACUUCACAUUUUAUUGCCCAUAGUUAUUGCUUACUGAGCCACAUUGUGCAGUACCCA